GUUUGGCAAAAAUCCAUCAUAAAACUUACUUGAAAAAAGAGUACUUUCCACAUGGCAUGUUGACUUGGAAUUGUAGUAGAAAACCUCAAAUGUCUGGUAGCAUCUCGAUAACUUCACACUUAGUUAUCGUUUGGACGUAUGUAUAAUAAUCAGCUGUUGGCUUUCCUCAAUUUCGGCCGCAAAAUACAUAUGUACAUAUCUACAUACCAUUGUCAUUUUUUGUACAAAUGUGCCGUGGUAAAAAUUUACCUGCGGUUUUGGUCUAGUUUCAAAUCUAUAGUUCGAUAGCCGGAAGGACAAAUGAAUUGAAAUUAGUUUGUUAAGUGAAAAUUAAUCCGAAAUGUUUCAAUUGAGUGAUAAAUUUGUUGAUAUAAUUAAUAUAAAUUACAUAUAAUUCGUUGAUGUACACGAAUGUGCUUUCACCGCAAUAGCUUCACAUACACGCAUGCAAUUUAUCCAAUUACGCUCGGGCACUGCUACAACUUUGAUCAUUUUCACUUGAUGAGCUCAUGUUCCAUUGUGGCAAAAAAAGAAUUAAAUAUAAAAUUAAUUUUAUAGCAAAGAAAACAUAAAAUAUGUGAAUGAAAAAAUAUGUUAUUCGGCUUAUGCUAUUUAGACUGUAACAUGAAUUAAUUUUCAUUUAAAUUCGCAAUGAAUAAAUUUUGUCUAGUAUACAAAUACGUGCACGAGUGCUAAAAAAUUACAAAACGAAAAAACAGUAUUUUGAGAAAAAUUGCAAAACCCCUUACAUUGGUGUGUUUUUUAAAUUGUUAGUAUCUAAUUCUGACAUAUAUUUACAUAUUAUUUCUGUGUUUAUAAAUAUUUCUGGAAAAUUUUGGAUUUCGUAUAGCAUUCUUUUGAGAACACGAAUAUGUGCAAACACAUGCACAUAGUCUUGUACAUAAUCACUUAUCUUUAGCGCAUAUAACUGGGAGACGCAGGCAUAAACAAACCUUGUCUACAUACGAACAAGUAAAAUCUAAGAAAUCAAUACUGGUUUAAUUUAUCGGAGAAAAUCAAUUUUCGCUAUUGGCUUUUGUAACUAUAAUGGUGGAUAAAGACGAAGACAAGAAUAUUGUAACGAACAAUAUAGCUCAAAAACAGGAACAGAAUAAGAUUGCGCAAAAAACUCAUAACUUAUCAUCAACAGCACCAACAACAACAACAUCUCCAUCUUUACAACACACCUCAAAUGCCGCGGCAAGUUCAGGAGCCAGCUGCAAUCAGAUUGCAACAAAUUCUACACACCUGGUAGGCAGUCAUAACCAUCCAAAAUUGAUACCCAUACAGAGUGUACUAAACACCACCGACUCACACCAUCAGAAUACUGCAGCAGCUACACAUCAAGCAAAAGGCCAUGAUAAUACAUCAACUUUUCCGCAAUUCAUUACCGGUAGUGCUAGUGGUGCCCAUACGCAACUGGCCACAGAGUUGCCGCACGAAGACGAGGAAAGGCUAGAGAAGCUAUUCAACACGCUUGAUCGGGACGGUAAUGGACGUAUAGAUAUUCAUGAUCUCUCUGAAGCAUUACGAGAGUUUGGUCUCUCAAGUGUUUAUGCCGAGAAAUUCUUGGAACAAUCCGAUAUUAAUCAAAGUGGCGAUGUUGGCCUGGCAGAAUUCGUGUUCUAUGUGCGUGAGCACGAAAAGAAUUUACGACUACAGUUUUCACAUCUGGAUAAAAAUAAAGAUGGCAAAGUGGAUUUGGAAGAGUUAAUAGACGCUUUUAAAGAUUUGGGCAUUGAAGUUGACCCAGAGGAAGCCACAAAUCUACUUUCACGAAUGGAUCAAGAUGGCAGUUUAAAUAUUAGCUUUAAUGAAUGGCGCGAUUUCCUAUUAUUGGCACCAUCCACUGAUAUUCACGAUUUGAUCAAAUUCUGGCGGCAUUCUACUUACCUUGACAUUGGUGAAGAUUUAAAUGUACCUGAUGAUUUCACGCAAAGUGAAAUGCAGACCGGCAUGUGGUGGCGCCAUCUGGCGGCUGGUGGUAUUGCAGGUGCAGUGUCACGUACAUGCACAGCUCCAUUAGAUAGGAUAAAAGUGUACUUGCAGGUUCAAACACAUAAAGCCGGAAUCUCUGAUAGUUUAAGAUAUAUGCUAAAUGAAGGAGGCCUCCGCAGCAUGUGGCGUGGCAACGGUAUAAAUGUGCUAAAAAUUGCCCCUGAAUCGGCGAUAAAAUUUGCCGCUUACGAGAAGAUCAAGCGUCUAAUACGCGGCGAUGAGAAACGUCAGAUGACGAUUGGUGAACGUUUUAUGGCUGGCGCAGCGGCCGGUGGCAUCUCGCAGACGGUCAUCUAUCCGAUGGAAGUAUUAAAGACACGCUUGGCCUUGCGUAAGACCGGUCAGUAUAAGGGUAUAUUGGAUGCAGCGAAAAAGAUCUAUUUAAUGGAGGGUGUACGUAGCUUUUAUCGUGGUUACAUUCCGAAUAUGUUGGGCAUUAUUCCUUAUGCCGGUAUUGAUCUGGCGGUAUAUGAAACUUUGAAGAAAAAGUAUUUAAGUAGUCAUAAUACGGAACAGCCAAGCUUUCUCGUGCUGUUGGCAUGCGGCAGUGCGUCCAGCACAUUGGGACAGGUGUGCUCGUAUCCAUUGGCGUUGGUGCGCACGCGACUGCAGGCGCAAGUGAUCACCAAGAGCAAGCAACCCAGCGUGGGUAUACCCUUGCGGCAGGCGGGCGCUAUCAAUGACGACAACAUGUUCGGUGUCUUUCGCAAGAUUCUACACAACGAGGGCAUCUGUGGCCUGUACCGCGGCAUAACACCGAACUUCAUUAAAGUACUUCCAGCCGUUUCGAUCAGUUAUGUGGUGUACGAGUAUUCCAGCCGUGCUUUGGGUGUGAAUAUGACGUGAUCCCUCUACGUUAAGCGCAAUGUUAAUAAAAAAAAACAAACCAGCAACAAAUGAAUGGUCUUGUUACACUAAAACAACAACAACAAUAAUAAAAACGGCGCUCAGCUGCAUACUUAUAUACAUAUAUAUUUCCAUAUAAACGAAUACAUAUGUAAAUAAUAAUGCGCUAGCCCUAAACAGUACUAUUGUUGUACUUUUACUCCCAGUCUCUGCCUAUAUAAUUAAAUGCUACCAACAAUUGUAUAAUUCACAUUUUACUUUUUUUGUUUUUUGUUUUCUGUUAGUAAUAUUGUAGUGAUAAUUUAGCAAAGAUGCUCCGCGUGAUACUAAUUGCUAAUUACAUACAUAAACAAAAACAAACAAAGAAGAAAAAAAAAACGAAAAACAAAACAAACGCUAACUGCAAAGUAAAGUAAAGUAAAAAAAAAAAAUGAAAGUAAAAGAAAACGGGGUUUUGAACGGUGAAUUCGAGAAUGAGAGUCGUUGACUUAAAUAUAUAAUUUAGUUUAUAUAAAUCUACUGUAUAAUAAUAAUAAAACAGCUGCUAGCUUAUAUAUAUGUAUAUACAUAUACAUAUGUAAUGCUAAAUAUUUAUUUCUAAUCUAUUUUUUACACGCAAACAAACAAACAAAUUGCAAACACACACACAUGCAAGUUAAAGGGGAGGAAGCAGGACGCAAGAAAUCGUAACGAAUGUUUAACUUAGAUUUUAAUUUAUUAUUAAUUUAGUUAAAUUAAAAUUGGCGCAUGUAAGUGAAAAUGUGUUUAGGUAUAUUUAUAUGUAUGCAGUAUGUAUGUUAUUGUAAAGAACACCUUUUUUAAAUAAACAAAACCGAAAAGAGCGCCUGCAUUUGCGGCACUCAGAUUUAGAUUUCCUUUUUUCAUUUUUACUGAUUGACAGUAGCGCGUGUGUUGACGGAAAGUGUGCUGGGCGUGAAAAUGAAAAUGUAGAAAUGUGGCAACCCGUUUAGCUAAACACAAUUUGAAUUUUUAACUUGCUCUUUACAUUAUAAAAAAAGUAGUAACUUUAAAAAUAAAUCACAUAAUUGCUGUUAAGCGUGAAAAUUGCAAACAAAAUAUGUACAUAUAUACAAACAAGCCUAAUAACUAAUACAUUGCGUCAUUAAAUGACCAUACAGCUGGCAGCACUUACCAUUUGUGUUUUGAUUCAAUGUAUGAUGAAAGCGAAAAUCUUAAAAAUAAAAAGGAAUUUAAUAAAAUUUAACUUAUUUAGCAUUACUAUCAAAUUAAAAACAUAUAUACAUAUAUAUAAUAUAAAUUUAAAAUUAAAAAAUCUAAACUAUAUACAUGCGUAUUUUUUGAGGCUGCAAUUACGAAGCAACAUCGCAAUAAGUCUAACUUCUUAACAUAAAGAACUGAAAAGCUGUCGUUAAGUUUAAGUAACAAAUCACAAUUCAAUCAAAAAUAAUACAAAAACAAAAACACUAAAAAAAACAACUAAAGCAAAACUUACAUACAUACAUGCAAACAUACAUACAUACAUACAUACACAAAUAGUUAUAAUAGCAAAGAAAUGACGAGAUUAUUGUAGCAUAUUUUUUAUGAUAUAAACAAAAUGAAUAAAAGUAAUGUAGAUGAUUUCACAAAUCGGUAAAUUGUAUAAUGUAGUUAAAUGAUGAAUUACAAAUUAAAUGUGUCUAAACAUAUUUUUUUAUAUAUGCUAGCCUUUCGAUUAUGCCAAACUGCAUUUGUAUUUAUUGAUUUCAUACAUAUACUGUAUACAUACUUACAUAUAUAGUGUGCAUAUACAUUACAUAAAUACAAAACAUUUCAAAAAACAUCUGACGUGCAAAUUGUAUGCAAUAAUACAUUCAACUAAAUGAGUAACGAAUAUAAUAUCAUUGAAGAAAAUAAUAUCACGGAAAAAGACCAUUAGCGUAAUAUUAAGCAGGACUCUAUAUAUUGAUAUAAUAUAAAUCUCUCCAUUUUCUGUCUCUCUUUCUCUCUCUGGUUGACUUAUUUGUUUGUGAUUUAUGCAGGACUCAACUUACAGAUACAAAAAUAAAAGUUUAAUUGUUUAAAAAUAAA
Messenger RNA from Bactrocera dorsalis (oriental fruit fly), 4893 nucleotides. It is a transcript of the gene SCaMC, whose product is annotated as calcium-binding mitochondrial carrier protein SCaMC-3. Gene Ontology annotation, molecular function: calcium ion binding; ATP transmembrane transporter activity. Bases 1048 to 2844 code for a protein of 598 amino acids. Gene Ontology annotation, biological process: transmembrane transport. The transcript has 8 exons. Gene Ontology annotation, cellular component: mitochondrial inner membrane. The record is from RefSeq and is a predicted model, not a curated record. NCBI's taxonomy places the organism in Eukaryota, Metazoa, Arthropoda, Insecta, Diptera, Tephritidae.